This is a messenger RNA of Cylicocyclus nassatus, 345 nucleotides long. The record is from the annotation of a GenBank genome assembly. NCBI's taxonomy places the organism in Eukaryota, Metazoa, Nematoda, Chromadorea, Rhabditida, Strongylidae.
AUGGUUGUAAAAGCAGACGACACUCUUACAAUAGCUGUUAAUAGAGCAGUACGCGAACUUACGAUGACAAAUGUUCCUGAGGUGCUGCGAAACUUCCCAGAUGGAAGCACGUUCUUGCAAGUGCAAGAACCAUGUCUGCAUAUCGUGCUGUUUCGCAUGAUCUUUUCGCGCUCGUUGGAGAUGGCAUACACAGAUAAUCCUCGAAGUCGACGUGGAGCUGCAAUACCGCUGCUCUACGCCGUCACAAAGUACAAGCGCGAGGAAGACUACGUCACCAUCUUCAACAACUUGAAAGCCGCGAUAGAAGAGGCGAUAGAAGGAUUGAGUCUGACGGAAACACGAUAA